Messenger RNA from Scutellospora calospora, 987 nucleotides. NCBI's taxonomy places the organism in Eukaryota, Fungi, Glomeromycota, Glomeromycetes, Diversisporales, Gigasporaceae. The record is from the annotation of a GenBank genome assembly.
AAUGCGUUGGCCCACCAGUACAAGUUUACAAUGAUGUUUUCAAUCAGUUCCUGCGUGAUUAUCAUAACAAAGAUCUAGAAAUGGGAAAAGAACAUUAUCAAUGGACUCUUGAACUCAUCUAUGAAAUAGCAAAAAUGUAUCAGAAUGAAUCUGAGCAUUCUAAAAAAUUUAGAGAAAAAUUUCGACAAUUGUUCGGCGAAGAAUUAAAAAUAAUUCACCUAGAUGAUGAUUCUUCAAAUGAUGGUACAUUGGAAUGUAAUUACCAUUCAUUGAGUGUAUUACGCCUACUUGCUGAGAUAAAAAAUGAAAUUGGUACUGACAAAUGUGAUCUGACUACCCAGGCUGGAGUUUCUUAUGCGAAAUAUUAUACCCAGGAGAAAAAUGAGGAAUUGCUCAAACAAUGCAACUGGCCGUCUUUUAUCUUAUACUUAGCUGGACCUUGGGUAUGUAUUUUAGGAGCAGUAUACGUUGAGAAACCCAUCGUAGAUCCCUUGACGGACUUCAUACCUCUUAUUCCUACAAACAUUCGAGAUCACGCAGAGCGACUUAUAGAUCAGCCAGACAAGCUUCUUUGGAAAGCUAUAACAAAGGAUAGGCAGGAGAUUGUUGUUAAAUUCAUGUGGCGUUAUAAUCAGAGGGCACAUGAAUUAUGUAGCGAAAUUGGAAAAGCGCCAAAAUUACUCCACGUUAACAAAGAAGUGGUGGAUGGUUUUUAUAUGGUAGUGAUAGAUUAUGUUAAGGCCAAGCCACUUUACAACUGUGGUAGCUCGCUUAGUCAUGAUGAGUGUAAAACGGUUUUCAAGGAUAUUGAAGAAGCUAUCAGCAAAUUGCAUAAGGAAAAUAUCGUCUUUGCUGACCUCCGUCAAUAUCAAGGAAUGUUAAUAGAUUUCGAUUGGGCUGGUGAGGAAGGAAUUGAGUGCUAUCCAUCUUUUAUGAACCAUGAAUAUAUUAAUUGGCCACCAAGAGCUGAGGAUAGGAAGAAACUAA